AUGGCUUCGAUCGCAUUCCCUACGCUGGCGAAGAAGGCGACCCUAGCAGAUGGCACGACGUACGGUUACGUCACGGUCGCCCCUGCUUCUGCGUCCAAGCCGACGUUUCUUUUGUUGCAUGGCUACCCAUCAUCGAGCUACGAUUGGCGACACCAGAUCGAGGCCCUCCCAAAGUCUGGCUACGGCGUCCUUGCGCCGGAUCUACUAGGCUAUGGCGAUACCGAUAAGCCGGGCGAUGUCGGAUGUUACCGCAUGAAGACAAUGGCCGGGCACAUGAUCGAGCUGCUUGAUAUCGAGAAAGUGCAGAGCUGCAUUGCUGUGGGUCAUGACUGGGGCGUGGGUUUGCUUUCCCGCCUCCCAACAUAUCAUACGGAUCGCUUUUUGGGCAUCGUGCCCAUCUCAGUGUCUUACUUGGAACCUGGAUUUGUGUUGGACGCUGAUGCAUUCAACGACAUGACAGAAAAUGCGUUUGGAUAUGCGGCCUAUGGAUAUUGGAAGUGGCACAACACCGAGGAGGCGGUCAAGGACUGCGAUGAGAAUCCCGCAUCUGUAUUCUCUUUGUUCUACCCCACCGACCCAGAGCUAUUCAAAACAGAUUUGGGCCCUGUCGGAAAGGCGGCCGCCUUUGUGACCAGUGGCCAAACCACAGCGUCUCCAUCGUGGUACUCCACGGAUGAACAGGCCGUCCGCAGCAAGAUUUUCGACAAGGGCGGCUACCGAGGCCCCUUGAACUGGUACAAAGCAGCCACGCGAGGAGUCAACUCCGCCGACGAAGCUGAAGUCCCACCGGAAAAGAAGCUUUGUCUGCUACCGACUUUGCUCAUCAUCUCUGAGCUUGACUAUGUCGCACGCGCAGACAUGCAAAUCCCAAGGACCAAGGAAUGGUGCCCCAACCUCAGGGUCAAGACACUAGACUGUGGACACUGGAUCCAGUUGGAGAGGCCAGCGGUCGUUAACGCCCUUCUGGAGGAGUUUGCGGCUGAAGUCUGCAAGUGA
Messenger RNA from Endocarpon pusillum Z07020, 996 nucleotides. RefSeq lists its product as uncharacterized. The record is from RefSeq and is a predicted model, not a curated record. The transcript is spliced from 4 exons. Gene Ontology annotation, molecular function: hydrolase activity. Lineage: Eukaryota; Fungi; Ascomycota; Eurotiomycetes; Verrucariales; Verrucariaceae. The coding region runs from base 1 to 996 and encodes 331 amino acids.